AUGGAUACCAGUGAAGUGAAGAAGAUGGAGCCCUUGCCGAUAGGACGGGAUGAAGAAUUAAACGAUUUUCUGGUCGGGGAACUGGAAUGUCCCGUGUGCUGGGAAGUCAUUUUUCCGCCGAUCAAGAUGUGCUGCCAGGGCCAUUUAAUUUGCACUGGCUGCCGCGAGAAGAUAAAUAGUAAAUGCCCCGUCUGCCGGGAGCACAUGACCGACAUCCGUAACCUUGCCAUGGAGCAUGUGGCCGAGAACCUGCAAUUUCCUUGUAAGUACUCGGCUAUGGGCUGCCGGGCUCGCCUUACGUACGCGGAGAAGAUCAAGGAAGAUCACGAGAAGAACUGCGAGUGGCAACCCUCCUGCUGCCCCUUCUCGCAGACCACGUGCAACUGGCAGACAAAGUGCGAGUGCGAUUCUAGGGAUCAGUGGCGAAACCCCUUCGGCCUCACGAUUGACGCCUUUAACCGCUUCCUCCGCCAGUCGCUGCCGCUGGCCAAGGAGGCAGCGAUCCCUCCGGCAAAUGGCAGCCAAGAGAUCUCCAACGGGGUCACCCUAAGCUCCGAUCUCUUCAACUACAGCGGCCUGGAACUGGAUCUCGGCCUGGAUCCGCUGGAUCCACUGGAUCCGCUGGACAGCCCUACCACCCUGGCGCCCAUCGUGCGGAACAGGAGCGUGGUGCGCGUCUCAGCGGAUGUGCCCAUCUGGGUGGUGCCCUGCUACUCGGCCAUCCUCCUCUGCGCCGUCGUUGGCAAUCUGCUGGUGGUGCUGACCCUCGUCCAGAAUCGUCGCAUGCGCACCAUCACCAACGUUUUCCUGCUCAAUCUGGCCAUCUCGGACAUCCUGCUCGGGGUCUUCUGCAUGCCGGUGACCCUAGUGGGCACCCUCCUCCGUCAUUUCAUCUUCGGCGAGCUGCUCUGCAAGCUCAUACAGUUUGCACAGGCUGCCUCUGUGGCCGUUUCCUCGUGGACACUGGUGGCCAUAUCCUGCGAACGCUACUACGCCAUCUGCCAUCCGUUGAGGUCGCGCACCUGGCAGACGAUCAACCAUGCCAACAAGAUCAUCGCCAUCAUUUGGCUGGGCAGUCUGGUGUGCAUGACGCCGAUAGCCGCCUUCAGCCAGCUAAUGCCGACCAGUAGACCAGGACUGCGCAAGUGCCGCGAACAGUGGCCGGCGGACAGCCUCAACUACGAGCGGGCCUACAAUCUGUUCCUGGACUUGGCCCUUCUGGUGCUGCCCCUGCUGGCCCUGAGCUUCACCUACCUGUUCAUCACACGCACCUUGUACGUGAGCAUGCGCAACGAGCGGGCCAUGAACUUUGGCAGCAGUGGCCCGGAGGUUACCUCCACCUCCGCCCCGGUUCCCGGCAGCCAGCGACGCUCCAACGGAAGCCACUGCCAGUCUCUGGACACCAUUGUGCCCCACCAGCAGCAGCAGCAGCAGCACUACUACUACGCGGACUACACCCACUGCGGCAGCAAGCGAAGGCUGAUCGGCGGAGGAGCAGUGGGAGGAGGAGGUCCCUGCGAAGGACGAAGGCAUCUGUACUGCAUGCGCAGUGCCUCUGUGAAGUCGGUGCGUCAUCAGCAGAUAAACGGAGGAGGCGGAGCUGGAGCCGUGACCGUAUCCGCAACUGGAAGCGGAUGCGGAAGCGGAACCGGAAACCCAGACUGCUGCAGUCGCGUCCACCGGAUGCGCCACCAGCAGGGUGGCUACAUAAGCGACAAUGAAUCGCGAAGGAAGUCGCUGUCGCAACCCAGUCUGCGGAUCACAGAGGCGGGACUGCGAAGGUCCAACGAAAGCAAGAGUCUGGAGAGCAAGAAGCGGGUGGUCAAGAUGCUGUUCGUCCUGGUGCUGGAGUUCUUCAUCUGCUGGACGCCGCUGUACGUGAUCAACACGAUGACCAUGCUGCUCGGGCCGGCGGUGUACGAGUAUGUGGACUACACGGCCAUCAGCUUCCUCCAGCUGCUGGCCUACUCGUCCAGCUGCUGCAAUCCCAUCACCUACUGCUUCAUGAACGCCAGCUUCCGACGGGCCUUCGUGGACACCUUCAAGGGGAUGCGGGUGUGCGAUCGCCUCUGCGCCCCCUGCUGCUUCUGGCGGCGGCGGGCCAAGAACGAGACGAAUCUCUCGGUGGCCGGCAACUCGAUUGCGCUGGCCAACUCGGUCAUGUCCAGCCACACGAUCCUCGAGAGCCCGCGACUCUGAGCCAGCCGACGGCGUCAGCAGAUGGCGGAGACGGAAUCGCUUUAGUGGGCUGGAGGGGACUACGAAUGCGGAUCGAGUGCAGCAAUUUGUGAUGAUGCAAUGUAACUGCAAUAGAAACUGUGGUUGUCAACGAUUCUGCCGCGUUCUGAAUGUGUGUGGAUGUGGAUGGGGAACCCCAUCCCCCUGAAAUGCUCUUAAUAUAAUACCAAUUAGUGUUUUAAUAUGUGUGUGUUUUAAGAGUGGUCAGCUAUUGGACUUUAACCUCGCGUUUUAGGUUUCUACAAUUCUGAGUGCAAAAUUGAAUUCACAUCACAUGCAAUGGAUACAAAUUUACAUAGACAUAAAGAAUAUACCUGUC
Drosophila takahashii is the source of this 2557-nucleotide messenger RNA. It is a transcript of the gene CCKLR-17D1, whose product is annotated as Cholecystokinin-like receptor at 17D1. NCBI's taxonomy places the organism in Eukaryota, Metazoa, Arthropoda, Insecta, Diptera, Drosophilidae. The record is from RefSeq and is a predicted model, not a curated record. Gene Ontology annotation, cellular component: plasma membrane. Gene Ontology annotation, molecular function: neuropeptide receptor activity; zinc ion binding. Gene Ontology annotation, biological process: neuropeptide signaling pathway.